AUGGGCUCUCCAGACCCAGAGCAUGGUCGACAGUUGAAUGGGAUGGGUGGAGGUGUUAGCAGUUUGUCCAAAAUCUGUGUUGUAUCCUCUCCUACGCCAAAGCAACAACAGCAAGGCAUUCAAGUCGAAUAUACUUUCGUUCAAGUUGGUAUCCGCGACAGCAGCAUCGACUAUAGCGGAAACUGUGGGAAUCUGUCCUCGAUGAUUGGGGUGUUUGCUCGUGACGAAGGACUCUGUGCUCCACCCCCAGCUGGAGCGAGUGAAAUGACAGUGCGCUCGUUCAAUACCAACACAUCCAAAAUAAUUGACACGACUUUCCCUAUUGAAGACGACGUCGCAGUCCUCGAUAGGCCAGAAGUGACUGUCGCUGGUGUCCCAGGGAAAGGCUCUGAAAUAAUUAUGGAGUUUGUCAAUCCCGGUGGAGCGCGCACUGGUAAACUCCUCCCAACCGGAACACCUGUUGAUACGUUGCAAAUUGCUGGGCGGACUCUACAAGCGUCAUUGGUGGAUGCCACGAAUCCAACCGUGUUUGUUUCCGCUGCGGAAUUGCGUGAAUUUCUCGCAUUUGACGAGUACAUCGCAUCGAGCAGUUCUGCAGAAGCAACACGGGUCAGUGAGAUAUUGGAGCUAAUCCGACAAAGUGGGGCAGAGCGAAUGGGCCUUGACCCAAACGCACAAGCUCAGCCGAAAAUUGCCAUACUUGGAGAGGACGGUGAUGGAGAUGCGGAUGUUAUGGUGCAUUCGCUGUCGAUGGGAGUCUUGCAUAAGGCGAUUCCGAUGACAGUAGGAUUAUGCGUGGGAGUGGCAGCCAACAUUCCAAACACGCUGGCAUGGAAGAUCGUCCAACAAAAGCACCCAAGCAAACGGAAUAUGGUGAGGAUCAGGCACCCAGGUGGGUCAGUCGAUGUUGGCGCUGAAAUGAAUGGAGACGAAGCAAAAAGCGCAAAGGUCAUCAGGACAGGGCGUAGACUCAUGAAAGGGGUUGUGUGGUACUGA
This is a messenger RNA of Mycena indigotica, 996 nucleotides long. Its product is annotated as DUF453 domain-containing protein. Lineage: Eukaryota; Fungi; Basidiomycota; Agaricomycetes; Agaricales; Mycenaceae. The coding region runs from base 1 to 996 and encodes 331 amino acids. The record is from RefSeq and is a predicted model, not a curated record. The transcript has a single exon.